AUGGACCACGCAAAUACUUAUAGAGAACUGGUCAGAUUAUCAGAUGAAGCUCAUAUCGAAUUGGAACGAAAAAACACCUCGAGUCAACCCAACAGCGUUAUAGAGUCUGAGUUUCAGGAAGUAGUGAAGUCUUUAUCAGAAUUCUCCCUACACGCGGACCUAAAUCUCCAUGCGGACGUAGAACAGCAAAUUGAAUCAAUACAAAAACUUAACAAGCAGCUCCGACAAAUGCUCAGCGUUAGAAGAAGCAUCAUCGAACAAAAACUAAUAUCCUAUCCCAGUAUGAACGCCUUUUAUGGGGAAGAGACUAGUCCCAACGACGAAGAGAUGAAAGAAUUGAUAGCAAAGUGUGAUGAGCAGACGAUAUCCAUUUUGAACUCUGAUGGCCUGAUAAAAUCGAAAGAUACUCCGUCUGUGCCAACACGUACACCAUGUACACCACAGGAGCUGCCAGAUCAGGAGAGCGAAGACGAGAAUCGUCUGAAAGAUAUUUUAUACGGUCUGAUUGCCAGCUCUGGACUAGACUGGAGUAAGAAUGAAAGACUCUCACAAAUAUUGGAAAGAAUAUGA
Molecule: messenger RNA, 570 nt
Organism: Komagataella phaffii GS115
Lineage: Eukaryota; Fungi; Ascomycota; Pichiomycetes; Pichiales; Pichiaceae
Exons: 1
Coding region: 1-570 (189 amino acids)
Source: RefSeq, a predicted model, not a curated record